Bolinopsis microptera is the source of this 1300-nucleotide messenger RNA. Its product is annotated as proprotein convertase subtilisin/kexin type 5-like. The transcript has 8 exons. Bases 65 to 1300 code for a protein of 411 amino acids. The record is from RefSeq and is a predicted model, not a curated record. NCBI's taxonomy places the organism in Eukaryota, Metazoa, Ctenophora, Tentaculata, Lobata, Bolinopsidae.
UCCUCAAUCUUCAGUUGUUGAUAUUUCGUUUAAAGUUAAACAUCGAUUUUUCUAACAAUGUAGAAUGGCAGACAUGCGGAAUCUUCAAACGAAGUUAAUAUUCCUACAAAUCAUCUCGCUAUCUCUCUGUGGUUGGUUACCAGUCGAACGUAACGUGAAAAUAGAGUGGGAUAUUGAGUCGACACCUUUAGAAAUUCAAACUGAUAGUGUGCUGGGGAGUGGCGAUGGGGUGAUAGUGUACUUCUACUCUGCUGGGGGAGAGAGUGCAGGAUCAGUCUGGCUCUACUUCACCUCUACUCCAAAAUACCAUCUCAGCUACUGCACAUCCUGGACUAACCUCCCUGUUAAUCCCCCCUCUCCUAAUGACAAGGUGUGGCGUAUCACUCUAACCAGAACUGCAGGUGUUAGACUAGUGAUACACUGUAACGAGGUAGAGGUGCUCAACAUACUGCUCUCUCAAUCAACGUGUAGUGACAGUGACUGGAGCACGAUCUGGAACAGGGACGUGACAAAGAUAAUGUUCCUUUCCCUAGACACAGCAUCUGAUUACUACAGACCACAACCAGAGCCGUGUGGAGAAGGAAAAUAUCGGAAUGAUGCUAUGACAAGCUGUGAGACAUGUGACGCUGGAUUGACACCAAACUCUGAUAAAACAGCCUGUGAGUCAUGUCCAGCUGGAAGCUACAAGAACAUUGCGAUGAACCCAUGUGAAGAAUGUCCUGAUAACACGAUCAGUUCAGAAGGAGCAGCCUUGUGCACAGCUUGUGAACUUGGCCAGGAACGAAACUCAGGGAGAACAAAAUGUGAGCCGUGUGGAGAAAAAACAUAUCGGAAUGAUGCAAUGACAAGCUGUGAGACAUGUGACGCUGGAUUGACACCAAACUCUGACAAAACAGCCUGUGAGUCAUGUCCAGCUGGAAGCUACAAGAACAUUGAGAUGAAGACAUGUAAAAAAUGUCCUGAUAACACGAUCAGUUCAGAAGGAGCAGCCUUGUGCACAGCUUGUGAACUUGGCCAGGAACGAAACUCAGGGAGAACUAAAUGUGAGCCGUGUGGAGAAAAAACAUAUCGGAAUGAUGCAAUGACAAGCUGUGAGACAUGUGACGCUGGAUUGACACCAAACUCUGACAAAACAGCCUGUGAGUCAUGUCCAGCUGGAAGCUACAAGAACAUUGAGAUGAAGACAUGUAAAAAAUGUCCUGAUAACACGAUCAGUUCAGAAGGAGCAGCCUUGUGCACAGCUUGUGAACUUGGCCAGGAACGAAACUCAGGGAGAACUAAAUGUGGUAAGAAUUAUUAA